GUUAUCAAAAAUCACAACUGUAAAAUAUUAUUCCUUUCUUUCAGUUUUUUCUGCUCACUUAUUUAAUUUCUUCAGUAUUUAUAUAUGAAUGACUUGGAGAGUCGGGCAUUUCCAAGUUUCUAAGUUCAAGAGACAUGGCAGAGAGCAGUGAGCCGAGGAGAUGGGAAAUAACAUGGGGUGGUUUUGUGGUGGAGCUGAAGAAGGCAGUUGCUCUCACAGUACCGAUAGUGGCAUCAAGGAUAUUUAAUUACCUCAUGCAGGUUGCAUCGGUUAUAAUUGUUGGACAUCUCGGACAGCUUCCUCUGUCGAGCGCCGCCAUCGCCACCUCCCUCACCAAUGUCACCGGAUUUAGUCUUGUUUCAGGAAUGUCUGGUGCCUUGGACACUCUAUGCGGACAAGCUCAGGGAGCACGACAAUACCAGAAACUUGGAGUGUAUACCUACAGUGGCAUAAUCUCCCUUACUCUGGUUUGCCCUCCAAUCUGCCUCCUCUGGAUCUUCUUUGACAAAUUGUUGCCUCUUGUAGGCCAAGAUCCCACAGUCUCACGUUAUGCUCGCAACUUCUCCCUCUGCCUAAUUCCAUCACUCUUUGGAUCUGCAAUCCUUAAAGCCAUAAUAAAGUACUUGCAAACUCAGAGUUUGACUCGUCCAAUGCUCCUCAGCUCCUUCUGUGUUCUAUGUUUACAUGUGCUUGUAUGCUGGCUUCUUGUGUUCAAAUCAGGAUUAGGGUAUCUUGGUGCAGCAGUGGCAUCUAGUUUAUCUACUUGGCUGAAUGUGGCAAUCAUUGGGUUUUAUAUAAAAUUCUCCCCUGCCUGUAGAAGAACACGCGUACCAUUGUCCAAGGAAGCCUUUCAAAAUAUUGGGAAAUUCUUUCGGCUUGGUAUUCCCUCAGCUAUAAUGAUCUGCCUUAAAUGGUGGUCAGUGGAGCUGUUAAUCUUGCUGUCAGGCCUCUUACCAAAUCCAAAGUUAGAGACAUCUGUGCUAUCCAUAUGCCUCACAAUCUCCACUCUACACUUCACUAUAGCUUAUGGAGUUGGGGCAGCUGCAAGGUAACGCAUUGUGCCUAUCUUCUGCCUUUAUCUAUUAGCUAAGCUUUCAAGUCAAACUAUUCUUGA
Rubroshorea leprosula is the source of this 1114-nucleotide messenger RNA. Lineage: Eukaryota; Viridiplantae; Streptophyta; Magnoliopsida; Malvales; Dipterocarpaceae. The record is from the annotation of a GenBank genome assembly.